AAAUCAUUUUGCCGAGACAGAAAACACGAAACAGCCACCCCUCCCUCCCCCCCAGCUCCUAAUCAAAAGCCGACGUCGUUCAAUUCCCAUAUCCUCAAGCUCUCUCUCUCCCGCUGUCCUCCUUUAUCCAACCACCAUUUUCAACUGAUCAAAACCCACAGCUAUUAAUUCUCGCACAGUUAUGGAUCCAUGCCCCUUCGUCCGUCUGAUCGUAGAAUCACUAGCCCUCAAACUCCCCUCCGCCACCAGGCCCGCCGGUUCAGGCGUUCACCCUUCCGCCACCCCCUGCUACGCCAAACUCAAGAUCUACAACUUCCCUUCACAAACCGCUCUCCUCCCGCUCUGCAGCGCCGCCGCAGCCGGCCCACCGGAAUCUUCCACGUUCGCCCCCGGGUUCCACCUCGACCCAGAAGCCAUCCGCAGCCUCUCAUGCAGGCCCGCCGUCACGCUCAAAAUCUCGGUCUUCACGGGUCGCAUGGGGCGCACUUGUGGGGUCACGUGCGGAAAGCUGCUCGGCUCCGUUAAGGUGUCUGUCAACCUUGGUCAUGCUCAGACGAGGGCGUGCGUGUAUCAGAACGGGUGGAUGAAGCUCGGCGGGGAAGGCGGCGGGGGCGAGCCGGUGGCGAUUCUGCACAUGAUAGUACGGUCUGAACCGGAUCCCCGGUUCGUGUUCCAGUUCGGCGGUGAGCCGGAGUGUAGCCCGGUUGUAUUCCAGAUUCAGGGGAACAUAAGGCAGCCGGUUUUCAGCUGCAAGUUCAGUGCUGAACGGAGUAACAGGUUACGAUCUCUCCCGUCAGAUUUCAACAUCAACAAUAGAGGGUGGAUGAGGACCUUUGCUGGGGAGAAAGGCAGAGUCGGAAGGGAGCGCAAAGGGUGGAUGAUAAUAGUAUAUGACCUAUCCGGCUCGGCCGUUGCGGCUGCCUCUAUGAUCACCCCAUUUGUCCCGUCCCCAGGCUCCGAUCGUGUUUCACGCUCAAACCCCGGUGCUUGGCUCAUCCUCCGCCCCAACGGGGUCUCCAUCAGCAGUUGGAAGCCGUGGGGUCGUCUUGAGGCGUGGCGUGAGCGAGGGCCAGUAGACGGACUCGGUUACAAGUUUGAGCUCAUAACUAACAACGGCCUCACUAGCGGAGUUCCCAUUGCCGAAGGAACGAUGAACAUUAAAAAAGGUGGUAGGUUUUGUAUUGAUAACUCAAGAAAAGACUCAGCGUUGAGUUUCUUGUCCCCGGUUCGAGGGUUUGUGAUGGGAUCGAGUGUGGAAGGUGAAGGAAAAGUGAGUAAGCCCGUCGUUCAAGUAGGCGUGCAGCACGUGACGUGCACUGCCGAUGCUGCCCUAUUUGUUGCGCUCUCGGCUGCCGUAGACCUUAGCAUGGAUGCCUGCCGACUGUUCUCACACAAACUCAGGAAGGAGUUUAGCAACGACGAGCAAGAAUUUUUGCCCUAAAACGAUGUGGGCAAGUCUCAGAAUCGCUGUUGAAAAUCAUUGACGAUGCGUAGACAAUUUUCUCUAUCGCGUUUUAUGGGAGUUUUCUAUGUUGAAGGUUUGAUCUACUAAGCUGAUACAGAUUUGGCCUUCAUGUGAAGAUGUCAUAUUCUUUUAUAUUCUUUAUUCUUUGGUGAAAAUUUAUUUAUUUUUUCCAACUCUUUUGUAGUUUAUAUCAACUUUUCUUCAAGUGUAUUAAAUUGAUGUAUCACAGGCUGACAUUGUACAGAUAUGGAAAAAAAGGAGUGUUUGUUUUCUAAUAUUAA
Sesamum indicum (sesame) is the source of this 1746-nucleotide messenger RNA. RefSeq names its product DUF1005 family protein (DUF1005). Lineage: Eukaryota; Viridiplantae; Streptophyta; Magnoliopsida; Lamiales; Pedaliaceae. The record is from RefSeq and is a predicted model, not a curated record.